This is a messenger RNA of Magnolia sinica, 2139 nucleotides long. RefSeq lists its product as uncharacterized. The transcript has 3 exons. The coding region runs from base 1528 to 1839 and encodes 103 amino acids. The record is from RefSeq and is a predicted model, not a curated record. Lineage: Eukaryota; Viridiplantae; Streptophyta; Magnoliopsida; Magnoliales; Magnoliaceae.
AUAAUCUCUCCAAAUGGAUGAGGCCCUACUCCCACUAGACAAACUGGCCUAUCACAAGGCUAUUUAAUGUUAUUACCAAUGCUUUAAAAACUGCAUGAGGCCCUACUCCCACCAGACAAACAAACGGACAGCUUCAAGUGCACCAAAGCUGGGGUGCCUGAACAAAGAUGGGUGAAGUUUUCUACCUCUGAACACAAUCUGCAUUCAUUCACUCCCAUACAACAAUCUCAAGACUACACCGCCCAACCACAGAUUAUCAGCUCAUACAACAAUCAGAACACCACACAGCUGGGCCACCAGCCAUCUCCACCAUACAGAGAACAUAACAUACCUGAGAAGGCAAACUACAGAGAGAUGCUAGAUCGAGUUGGCGCUUCUCAACAGCAGGGAGAAGAGAAAGCUGAAGUGUAGGAAAAGGGCAGCAUCUGGUUGUGACUGAACUCACUUCAGAACAGAGGCCACAACUGCGGUGAUUGACCUAAUUCUAAUAACAAUGUAGUUUCCUAGUGAUUACAAAAGCAAAUCUGCCUGUUGUACUACAAUCUCUGGGAUGCACAACGAAAACUACAAUGCCUGUUUUUGAAACCAGAGAGGGCGAAAUUGUGGAUAUUAUAACGAGAAAAAUAUUAGAGUGCGGCAGUGUAUGCCUUUUUUAGUCUUUAUAAAAUUGAGGCAUCUUAUGCAUGCCAUUAUAUAUUUCUCCCAUUUUGAUAAGAUCUUCUCCUCUAGAUAUAAUUAUCUCAGUUCCAAGAAAUAGAAGACAACACUAAAAUCUCUUGGGAAAAAAACAAAAUGAACUUUGUUUAUUGAAGGUUAGUCAGGGUACGACUAGUUUAUUAUACCUAGUUAUUUCAUGUUAUGGAAUAUUAAUACAUGUAAUAACUAAUUCCCUAAAAUUUUAUUUUAAUGAUUUUCUGCAAUCCAGUUACCAUGUAAAGUUUGCUUUCACUGCUAAUAUCCCCACUUUGUUACUCUCCAUUGUUUUUCUCUUUGGUUUUGUAUAGCAGAUAUUUGGCAUAAAACCUUGUUGAAAAGGUUUUUAUCUCUUAACAUGCUCAUCUGCGGCCAUGGAUAGAAAACCUUUACGAAAUCCUGAAAAGCUUACUUUCUUUAGGAGAGAUUUCAAAGAAUAUAAAAUCAAGGUAUUGUGGGCUUACAAACAUAAUGAUGUUUUUCAUCUCUUGGUGAUGGGCAUCCUUGCCAUCAUAUGUAUUAAAUCUCUUGUUUUAAGUAGCUGACAGUAGCAUUAUAACUGAGGACUUUCUCAUCUUGCAGUACUAUGGACAAGGCCCGUCUAAGGCUUGCUUCAGCAAAAGAUGUCCUGUGCAGGUCAAAGUACUCAAUUGGAUAUAAAAAAGUACCUAUUGACAUCUUUUAUUUGACUUUAAGAUAUCACAUUCUAGAGCUAUUCUUUCAUGCAAAAGUUUGUUAGAAAUGUUUGUUUACUUGGCAUUUUAUUCCUGUUCUUAGUAUGAAGAUAAAAAUGUGUGUAUUGUUCCAUUGCCUUUUGUUGUAUAAAAGCAGAUAAUGUUUGCUUAUCCAGAGAUUGUUAUAUCUUUCCCACUAUUGGCAGCUGACUUUAUCUUGGCACAUAGGAUGUCAAAGUAUGCUUGUGGCUUCUUAUUCAGCAUAACUGGAUCCCAUCCACUCAAGUUUAAAGAGAUGAUUCUACUGAGGAACAAGCAUCUCCUUCGGAAGCCGCAGAGGAGGAACUGGAGGCCUCAAAACACCCAAAAGAAUCAGACAAAAGAGAAAAUGGAUUGUUCCGAUAGAGGGGCCGCAAGAGAAUCAGAUGAUGAACCCCUUAGCAUGUGGAAGCUACGAGCAAAUAUAACCUAAAGCUUGGAAAUUGUUCUUCUCUUUGAAAACUCAAAUGUUGGAUUUGGCUUUGUUUCCAUUGUCCCAACCAUGGGCCCUCGAUCUGAGAUGCUGAAGCAAGAUUAAAGUUGUGGUACCUAUGCUAAUAAACUAUAGUAACACAAAUGUGAUAUGGACCAUGUACAUGUAAUUUCCACGGUUAAUGCAUGUAGCAUGCCUAAUUAACCAUGUUUCGUGUAGAAUAGUUUAACCACCCAUCUUGGAUAGGUUGUAACUAAAAAAAUUACAUUCAUCCAACAAUUCUAACCAUAUGAUUUGUUC